Rodentolepis nana is the source of this 342-nucleotide messenger RNA. The record is from the annotation of a GenBank genome assembly. Lineage: Eukaryota; Metazoa; Platyhelminthes; Cestoda; Cyclophyllidea; Hymenolepididae.
AUGAGUGAUGAAACUGGGGAAUCAAUCUCUCAAGGCAAAUCGACGGGUUUGGAAGAAAGAGAACUGCCAAACAUAUACGUGGAGACAGUGUCACUGACUGAAGGCGAAAUCCCCAGAGAGGCUAUUCCCAUGACUACCACAAGCCCCUCUCCAUUUCAAUACUGGAAGGAAGUGGCUCGGUAUGUUCUUUAUGAAGAAAUCUACGAUGAUGAAGCUGAAGUCUUCAACAAUGCCCAGUGUCCUACGGUGCCAUAUCACGUUCUGGAAAAACUUCUCAUUAUUUUACGUGAUGGUAAGGAUUUUGAGGGUAAAUAUCAACACAGAAUGCUAAAACAAGAAUAG